Messenger RNA from Juglans regia (Persian walnut), 510 nucleotides. RefSeq lists its product as uncharacterized. Lineage: Eukaryota; Viridiplantae; Streptophyta; Magnoliopsida; Fagales; Juglandaceae. The coding region runs from base 1 to 510 and encodes 169 amino acids. The record is from RefSeq and is a predicted model, not a curated record. The transcript has a single exon.
AUGAACACUAUCUUCAAGCCGUUGUUGAGGAAGUUUGUGUUGGUUUUCUUUAAUGACAUAUUGGUGUAUUCCAAGACUGUGGAAGAUCACAAACUACACUUGAAGAUUGUAAUGAAGAUCCUUGAAGAACAUCGUUUUUUCAUUAAGGCAUCCAAAUGUGCCUUGAUGGAAAAAGAGCUUGAGUAUUUGGGACAUUUUAUUUCAGGAGAAGGAGUGAAGGUUGACCAAAGGAAAAUUGAGGCAAUGGUGGAUUGGCCAUUGCCAAAUGAUGUUUCGACCUUGAGGGGAUUCUUGGGCUUGACUGGUUUCUAUGGAAGAUUUGUCAAGCAUUAUGGGUUGAUUGCUAAACCCCUCACUUCUUUGUUAAAGAAAGAUAAUUUUGAAUGGACACAAGAGGCUAGAGAAGCCUUUGAUGAGUUGAAGAGGGCAAUGACUACCACGCCCGUGUUGGCUUUGCCAAACUUUGAGAAGCCUUUUGAGGUCUACACGAUGCUAGUGGUGAGGGGAUAG